Molecule: messenger RNA, 3750 nt
Organism: Ornithorhynchus anatinus (platypus)
Lineage: Eukaryota; Metazoa; Chordata; Mammalia; Monotremata; Ornithorhynchidae
Gene: ZNF213
Product: zinc finger protein 213
Exons: 11
Coding region: 225-3320 (1031 amino acids)
Biological process (GO): regulation of transcription by RNA polymerase II
Molecular function (GO): RNA polymerase II cis-regulatory region sequence-specific DNA binding; DNA-binding transcription factor activity, RNA polymerase II-specific
Source: RefSeq, a predicted model, not a curated record
CCGGGCCGGGCCUGAGCCGGUCCUCGAGGCCUCCGAGCUUCUGCCCCGGGCUCCCGUUGAGCGGCGGCCGGGUUUUGUGGGGCGGACAGAGCGGGCUCCUGCCCCUGGCAGAAUUGGAGGACAAAGGCCGGGAAAAGCGUGUGUACCCAGGCAAAACUUGAUGCAGACUCUCUGGACACAACAGAGGGAGAAAGAUUUGAGUUCCAGGGUGCGGUAGUCAGGUGAUGGCUACAGAACUAGAGGAGGGGGCUCGACCCUUGAGUCCUCAGAUUUUGGCUCCCAAGAAGCAAGAGGAAUCUCCACUGAUGAAGCUGGGUGGUAACUCUGCCCAUGGGCGGGGAUCCACCCUGACGGGUGGUGACCCCGGCCCGGAGAGCUUCCGCCAACGCUUCAGGAGGUUCCGCUACCAAGAGGCAGAUGGACCCCGAAAGGCCCACGGCCAGCUCUGGGAACUCUGUCGACGGUGGCUGAGGCCGGAGGUGCGCACCAAGGAGCAGAUCCUGGACCUGCUGGUGCUGGAGCAGUUCCUGACCGUCCUGCCCGGAGACAUUCAAAGUCAAGUGAGGGAGCAGUGUCCAAGGAGCGGUGAGGAGGCGGUGGCCAUGGUAGAGGACCUGCGGAAACAGCCGGGGACACCAAGACCGUGGGUUUCAGGGUGGGCCCGUGGACAGGCUGUGCCCUCAGAGGAGACAACCAACAGGGAAAAAGUCCAGCCACCUCCGAGCCUAAUGCCGAAAUCCGCCAAGCCCCAACCCUACGUUGGCUCCCAGGAGGAGCAGGAGCAGGACCGGCCCCCACAACUGGAGGAGCAGCCUAACUACGAUCCGAAAGGGGAACUUCUGUUCCGGACAGAGAGAGCUUUGCCUGCUCCCCAGGUGCCUGCCCUUCCCCGAGCGGCGGGUGCCAGAGAUAGGGAGAUGGCGGCUGCACUCCUCUCAGCCUGGUCUCAGAUGCCAGUGAUGUUGGAAGACGUGGCUGUGUAUCUCUCUCGAGAACAGUGGGCACGGUUGGACCCGGCUCAGAGAGGCCUCUGCCGGGAUGGCAUGCAAGGUAACUAUGGUUUUGAAAUCAGGAGCCAGAAGGAUGAAGGGAGUUUUGUGGAUAUGGAAACCCAGCAGAGGAUAUCCAAGAAGUGUGAAGGGGCUAUUCCCCAGAACCCUGAAUGGGGAGAAAUCUGUGAGAAUGAAGGCAGGUCAAAAAAGCAGCAGGAACAUCCUCAGGGAAAAGUAGCCCUCCAGAAAAGAGGCUUCAGGGAUCUAGCAGACCUGAUUGCCCACAAGAAAAGCCUGGCAGGGGAGAAGCCCCAUAAAUGUAGUGAGUGUGGGAGACGCUUUCACCGGAGCACGGAGCUGUCCCAGCAUCGCCAAACACACACCGGUGAAAAACCACAUAAAUGCAGUGAUUGUGGAAAAACUUUCAGCUGGAGCUCCCAUCUUAUUCAACACCAGAGAAUCCACACAGGAGAGAAACCCUACGAAUGCCGCGAGUGUGGGAAAACCUUUAGCUGGAGCUCCAAUCUCAUCCAGCACCAGAGGAAUCACACAGGUGAGAAACCCCACAAAUGCAGCGAAUGUGGAAAGAGCUUCGGUCAGAAUUCCGACCUCCGGAAACAUCAGAGGACUCACACGGGCGACAAGCCCUACAAAUGCGAUGAAUGUGGCAAGAGCUUCCCCACUAGCCUCGAACUUACUCAGCAUCAGCGAAUCCACAUGGGGGAGAAACCAUACGAAUGUAGUGAGUGUGGGAAGACUUUCAGCUGGAGCUCACACCUCAUUCAGCACCAGAGAAUCCACACAGGAGUCGUCCUCUCGCCGGUGUCCCCAUCCCAAAGCCGGAGACGCUUCCCCUGGGGGACGCCCGGGAUCAGAGAUUGGAGCCCCAGAGCACAGGUCGGAGCUGGAGGGGUGACCUCCAGGAGGGGGAUGGCCGCAACCUUGGGCCCCAAGGUCCACGCUCCUGUGGAGCAAGAAGGACUUCUUAUUGUGAAGGUGGAGGAGGAGCCCGCCUGGGAACAGGAAGCCAGUCCCCAGAAGGGUGACCCCAACUCCGAGACUUUCCGCCAGCGCUUCCGGCAGUUCUGCUACCGGGAAGCGGAUGGGCCCCACGAGGCUUUCAGUCACCUCUGGGAACUCUGCUGCCGGUGGCUGAGGCCCGAGAUCCGCACCAAGGAGCAGAUCCUGGAGCUGCUGGUGCUGGAACAGUUCCUGACCGUCCUGCCCGGGGGGAUCCAGGCCUGGGUGCGGGAGCGAUGCCCAGUGAGCGGGGAGGAGGCGGUGGCCAUGGUCGAGGACUUGCAGAAGCGGCCCGGGAGACCCCGGCAGCAGGAAGUGCCCUCAGAGGAGAUGGCGCCCCUGGGCGGAGCACGGGGGUCAUCAAGCUUCCGGCAAGGGGAGCCCAAGGGAGUGUCCCAGGAAGAGGGGGCUUGGACUCCACACCCAGGGCUGCAGGAACAGCAGAUCGGUGACUCUCGGUGGGCUCCCCGGAUUCCCGUCCUUCUCAAGGAGGGCAGCACCAGAGAGAUGGUAGAUGCUUUCUUUUCUGCGGGAUCCCAGGGCCCGAUGACUUUCGGGGACGUGCCCUUCUAUCUCUCCCGGGAAGAGUGGGGGUGUCUGGACCCUGCACAGAGGGAUCUCUUCUGGGAUAUGAAGCGAGAAAACUUCCGGAAUAUCUCCCUGGAGAUCCGAACCGUCUACUUCUCCCCUCAGGUUUGGGCAUUAAGAGUCAGAACGAGAAGAUUCCUUACCAGGCCAGCCUGGAGGAUGUGGAAUCGCCACCACGUCCACCGGAAGGGAGCAUGCCUUGGAGCCCGGAGGAGGGAGAAGCGUGGGAGAGCGAGAACGGGCCCGAGAGGCAGCUGGGAAGGCCGACGGGGGUGCGGCGGGGGAGACCGCCCACCCGCAGGAGGGAGUUCCGGGACCUCGCGGCGGAGAAGCCCCACAUCUGCGAGCAGUGCGGGAAACGGUUCCGCUGGGGCUCGGACUUGGCGAGGCACCAAAGGACCCACACCGGGGAGAAGCCCCACAAGUGCCAAGAGUGCGAGAAAAGCUUCCGCAGCUCCUCGGACCUCGUUCGUCACCAGGGGGUCCACACGGGGGAAAAGCCCUUCACUUGUAACGAAUGUGGGAAAAGCUUCAGUCGGAGCGCCUACCUCGCCGACCACCAACGGAUCCACACCGGGGAGAAACCCUACGAGUGCGGCGACUGCGGAAAGAGCUUCUCUCUCCGCUCCUACCUGCUGGACCACCGGAGAGUGCACACUGGAGAGAGACCCUUUGGCUGCACCGAGUGUGACAAGAGCUUCAAGCAGCGGGCGCACUUAAUAGCUCACCAGAGCCUCCACGCAAAGAUGGGGGCUCAGUCCGUGUGAGGCCGGGGGGCCGGGGACAGAAUGGACUCUCCGGGGAGGGCUCUCAGUGGCCCGAGCUCAUCUCGGCCCGUUCUGAUCGGACAGGGAGCUGCCUUCCAGCCGUGGAGGCCUUGCCCUCUCCCUUGCCUUCCCGGGGUCUCACCCUCAGCCGGACUCGGAGGCCCCAAGGCCUGGCUCCUCUGCCUCUAUUAAAGAGAGGCUCUCCUUCCUCCAGGGAAGGGCACCUGGGGCGGUGAAGUGGGCGGGGGGACUUGGAGGGCUCCAGGGACCCCGUCCCGUUCUUCCUCCUCUGCCUAAACGUAUAUAACUUAUACAAAAGUCUGUGUUCUUUGAGAUACAGCAGAUCAUUUUGUUACUUUUUAAAGUUAUUUGUGGCUUUUUAA